AUGGUUCUUCCAGGCUCCACCUUCCCUGAACAUGUUCAGAAAAGAAUCCCAGUCUAUCCUCCAGUCUGGGACAAAAAGAUCAACCCUAAUAGCUCCGACAAAGGUUUGAUUGUUCGAAUCGAAACGAUCCGUGCAAAACCAGGCAAAAAGCAAGCCAUCCCUAUCCCUGGAUCUGAAAAACCAGGCUUCUCAGCAGUCUACCGAAACGCCCACUCCCCAGACCGUCUCAUCUCGGUCGUUCACCCAGACCUCGAUACAGUCGAUUCCACCUUCCAAGCUGUCGUGAACGCUAAGCCCAACGCGCUGUGUCUCGGCGAACGCACCCAUGAUCAGUCUUCAAAGACUUGGGGGCCCUAUAUCUUCCAAACUUACUCCGAAAUCAACGAGCGUGUCAACCAUGUGGCCUCCGGUAUCAUCAACAUCGUCGAAAAGCACUCAGGCCUUGAGCCCCACAAGGAACAAUACACUGUUGGUCUUUACGGACCAAACAGCCGCAACUGGGUCAUUACCGAUCUGGCCUGCAGCAGAACUGCUCUCACACCUGUUCCUCUUUACGACACAUUGGGCCCUGAGGCUUCAAAGUACAUUGUUAACCUUACCAACAUGCCAAUCAUCUUUGCAUCCAUUGCCCACAUCCCAGCCCUACUCGCCUCCAAGAAUGAGCUGCCUACCCUCAAAGCCAUUGUGUCAUUUAACGACCUUGAGGACCCGGAGUACUGGGAGCACCCGGGCCACUCCAAGCGCGAUGUCCUCAACGCCUGGGCCAAGUCUGUCGGCGUCUCGCUUUACUCUUUCACAGAUGUCGAGGAUAGCGGAAAGCACAUCCCCCGCGAACACCGCAAGCCCAAGUCUAACGAUGUCUUCACCAUCAACUUCACCUCAGGCACCACUGGCAACCCUAAGGGUGUCAUUCUCCACCACUCCACCAUGGCGGCAGCCGUGACCAUGUUCAAGUACAAUGACUUUUUUAGCGAUGACGAGACUGUCACCUUCAUGUCCAACCUUCCUCUGGCACACGUUUUCGACCGUGUCAAUGUUCACGGUAUGCUUUCUUCUGGUGCUCGACUUGGUUUCUUGCACUCCGAUGCUAGCCAACUCUUUGACGAUCUGCGCACCCUCAAACCCACAGCCAUGGUUGGUGUCCCCCGUAUCUUCAACAAGAUGUGUGUCGGUAUCCGCACAUCCACUAUUGAGGCUCCUGGCAAGAUCGGCGAGGUUACUCGUGCUGCCUAUGCCGAAAAGCUUAAGAACCUCAAGACUACUGGCCAAGUCACUCACCCUGAGCUCGACAAGGUCUGGUCUGACAAGGUCCGCAAGCUUCUUGGGUUUGAUAACACUCGCAAGGUCUUUUCUGGAUCUGCUCCUCUUGCUGCUGAGAACAUUGACUUUAUCAAGUGUGCUCUUUCUGUACAGUUCUGCGAGGGUUACGGUCUGACCGAAACCGCUGCCGGUAUUUCCAUUUUGGCUGUUGAUGAUAACCAAUCCGGCUCUGUGGGCCCCCCAACUCCCGCGUGCGAGGUGUGCCUGCGUGACUUGCCUGAGCUUGGCUACUCCAUCCACGACCAGCCCCACCCCCGUGGCGAAAUCAUGCUGCGCGGCCCUCAAAUGUUCCACGGCUAUUACAAAAACGAAGAAGAGACUGUCAAGGCUGUUACUGAGGACGGCUGGUUCCACACUGGCGACGUUGGCAAGAUUGACGACAUGGGCCGCAUCUACAUCAUUGACCGUGUCAAGAACAUGUUCAAGUUGGCCCAGGGUGAGUAUGUUGCUCCUGAAAGAAUUGAGACCAUUUACUCGUCUCGCUCUUCCCUCAUUUCCCAGGUCUUUGUUGACGGUAACUCUUUCGAGACCUACCUUGUGGGCAUUGUGGGUAUUACUCCUGAGCCAUAUGCUGCUCUCUUGCAAUCCAAGUUGGGUUUGAAUGUCAACCCUAAGGAUCUGGAGGCUGUUCAGGCCACCUUUUCUAACAAGGAUGUCCGCAAGGCCGUCUUGACCGAAAUCAACAGCCACGUGCAGAGCGCUGGGCUUAAGGGUUUUGAGGUCAUCAAGAAUAUCAAGCUGUUUAUUGAGCCCUUGAGUGCAGACAAUGGCACUCUGACACCUACCAUGAAGAUUAAGAGACCAGACUGCCGCCGCAUUUUUAACCCGGAGACGAGCGAGAUGUAUGAGGAAGGACCUCUUGUUGAGUUUUCUUCCAAGAAGAAGGCCAAGAUUUAA
Magnusiomyces paraingens is the source of this 2217-nucleotide messenger RNA. RefSeq lists its product as uncharacterized. Gene Ontology annotation, molecular function: long-chain fatty acid-CoA ligase activity. Gene Ontology annotation, cellular component: membrane; endoplasmic reticulum. Gene Ontology annotation, biological process: long-chain fatty acid metabolic process. The coding region runs from base 1 to 2217 and encodes 738 amino acids. NCBI's taxonomy places the organism in Eukaryota, Fungi, Ascomycota, Dipodascomycetes, Dipodascales, Dipodascaceae. The record is from RefSeq and is a predicted model, not a curated record. The transcript has a single exon.